Doryrhamphus excisus (bluestripe pipefish) is the source of this 1881-nucleotide messenger RNA. RefSeq lists its product as uncharacterized. Lineage: Eukaryota; Metazoa; Chordata; Actinopteri; Syngnathiformes; Syngnathidae. The record is from RefSeq and is a predicted model, not a curated record.
CGGAAGCGAAUAUGUUGUGUUUUGCCAGAGCUGCUCUGGGUUAUUGACGAGCCGCAUCGACGUUAAAUGUCCUUUUGCAUGCUAUGCUAGAGCGAUGUCUAAUGUUUUUUCUUACGAACGCCCGAUACGAUAGACACGUUUUACGCGGUGAGAGAACCUGUUACAUUUUAUUGUUGCAUUUAUGCUUCUCUUGCUAGCAUCACAAAAGCUAGCUUGUGACGUCGUUAGCUAGCAGGCGCUGCACAGCGUGUUUUGUUUUGUUUUAUGGUACAUGUUUUACAUGUUGGACGGCAGGGAUGAGACACGCAUUGGUAACUGCGAGAACAACCACCCGCUGGCGGUGAUUCGGGGUGGCGAUGGGCUGAGCAACGUUGGACCGAGGCUGGCGAACCUGAAGAAAGGCGGCAAGAAGAGGCAGCAGCUUCGGUCGACGGCGGCGCCGCUGCAUCACCAAAACCCAGCAAGAAGCGCCCACUUGUCAGACAACAACAACAACAACAACUCCCUGCCCCCCUCGUCUGAUCCCAAAGCUGCAGCCCAACCUGGCUCCCACCUGCCUGUCCGAACUCAAGGCGUCAUUAUGACCCGACAUCUUUUGAAACAGGAAACAAAGAAAGAGCUGCCGAAAUCCAAAUGUGGCCGACUGGAGCGAGGACCCGUUCAGCCAGUGGGUCCGGCAGUCCGCGCUUUACUAAAACACGAGCAGAUCAACGCCGGUUGCCACGGAAGCAUCCGCCGACACAACCCGGGCCAAACCCCGCCAAAACGAAGCGGGAAAAGCGGCCCAAACAAGCCUCAGUCUCAUCCGCAGCAGAACAAUGUAAAGAAGGCACCGCCUCCGGAUGCCAUGGCCGAACACCUCAAAGACGGUGAGAAGGUCUACGCCGGGGCCAAGUUCAGCGAGCCGCCCUCACCGAGCGUCUUACCCAAGCCACCAAGCCACUGGGUCGGGGAGGACGGGCCGCAGCGGAGGAACCAAAGUCGAGAGCUGAUGACGGUCCACUUAAAGUCGCUGUUAAAGGUUCAGGAUCAGGUGUGACCGCUCUCUUUUUUUGGUUUUCUUCCGGACGCCGUGCGUGAGGACCCUCGGUCACAUGGUGGUCCCUCUGUUUGGACUAACAUGUUUGCGUGAUGCACCUGAUGCACUUUUUCUACCACUCAAUGUACAUAAUAUUUUUGUGUAUUCCCAUUUGAGAGAUUCUAGUUUUGUUACUGAGUAUUUUUUUCCCCCGCAAGGGGAAAGACAAAUCCCGACUGAUGAAAUGAUGGCUCCCGCUGAGCAGUCGACUCCUGCUGGCGUGGAGUUCCAGGAGCACGCACAUUAUGGACUAACUGAAGGCUGCUCGCUGGUCAGACGCAACUGUGUCGGUGAUGAGGCUCCUCGGUAGAAGAUGUGAAACAUUCACGAACCAUUAGAAGCACUUCCAGGCAAGACAAUGAGUGGCCGUGCGCAAAGACGGAACACACUGCAAUCAUGAAGACAACAGAAAAGACCUCACCUCCGACCAAUCAUUCUGGUGUUCCUUUUACGAUGAACGUUUCAACUUUAUUUUGUUUUGUUUAGUCAAAUAACAAACUUGUGGGACGUGUCAUCAUCACAAUCUCUUUUAGAUGAUCAUGAGGACAGAAUGAAGCCAUCCUCUCGUCUUACUCGGAAGAGAACCUUUUUAAUGCUUUUGGUUGUGUAUGUAAUGUCAACAUGAUCAUGUUCUUGAUGGCUGUAAGUCCACACGAAGCUGCUAUGGAGAUGAUGAUGAGGAUGCCUGGUCCAAGCCAUGUGACUGCACUCAGGGCGAUAACGAACAUCAACACUCCUUCAAAAUAUUCAACAAAGUAUUUUAUAACUACAUUGUGACAAUAAAGGAUUAGUUACCAAAAUAA